UUGGCCGAAAAAGCAGCGGAACAACACGGUUUUUAGCCAAGAAUACGAACAAGUUAACAAAGGAAACUAGUGUUUAUUUACAGUAUUGGGUAUUAAUAGAAACACAUAUUGACUGGGCGGUUUUCGUGCGAUACCGGACCGGAAAGAGCUGUUUUCCUCCAGAAAAGACAGUUCGUUUGUGGAUUUUACGACAUCUGGCAUUUGAACUUGUGUGAGCCGGCUGAGAUGAGUGGUCCAGAAGUGGCCAAGACACCAGGAGGAGGCGCUCCAGGCAAAGAGGGAAAGGAGCCAGUGGCCAAUGGGCAUGCAGGAGAGGGCAGUGAUGCCAACCCAUUUGCCGAGUACAUGUGGAUGGAGAACGAGGAGGAGUAUAACAGACAGGUGGAGGAGGAGCUGCUGGAGCAGGAAUUCUUGGAGCGCUGCUUCCAGGAAAUGUUGGAGGAAGAGGACCAGGAUUGGUUCAUCCCUUCGCGUGACCUCAACAACCAGGGAGUGGGGCAGCUGCAGCAGCAGCUCAACUGCCUGUCUGUAAGCGAUCACCACGGCAACCUGGAGGAAGUGGCGAGGAAGAGCAUCUUGAAUCCUGAAGCGAAGGAGUUUGUCCCGGGGAAGAAAUACUAGGAGUCCCCCUCACCCCCAUGGAGCCUUCACACGUACACAUGCGCACACACACACACACACACCAGUCCUCGCGUAUUCUCAGAGACUCUGGUGGCCACUAUUGUGGACACACUGAUUCUAACGCAUACACACACACACACACACACACACACACACACACACCUCUACUCAUGUAUACCCACUUGAAGUCAGUGGCGUGCUGGCAGGCCCAGUUGGGGGGUGGGGGGAUUUAUUUUUCUUUCUCUUUUCUUUGUUUCUUUAAUCUUUUUAUUUCCUGUUUGUUUCUUGUAAACUGAGGGAUGUUGGGAACAGUGGUGGGGGAGGGGUGUAAUACCAGAACCGCUCGACCGCGGGUGCUUGCUCAUCAUUGCAUUUCAGACGCCGCCGUUGAUGUUUGCAGAGCGUGCGGUGCUCGUCAAAGUCCCCUUUCAAACCGAGGCAGCUACUCAGGAGUGAUGCCAGGGUGAAAAUUAAAAUCCAGAACAUCUAAUGAAUUUUCUUCACAUACUCUUCUUCUAUUGGUUUGCUGUCGACUUGGGAAAAGUACACCUUCCACAAACUUGAGGGUUUCCAUAAGGGUGAGGUCGGAGAACGACAAAUACUUGAUGGGGACUUGAUGAGUGUCUGCUGCUCUGCGCAGUCAUCGCGGUCAUUCACGUACGUUAAUGUUUGCUCCUAUGAUGUCAUAAGCUCCCUGUGACUUCACAGUGCUUGUGCGUCAAGACAUGCAGGUUAUUUGUAUCUGCAGCGGCUCCACUCCAAACCAAAUACAGCCCCCACCCUCCCUGAGCACUCAUGUGAUCAGUGGUCAGAAGAAACAAGGAUGGGUGUAAUCAUGGAUGAAUUAUUUUUCCCAAUUUAUGUGGAAGUCCAUGUUUGUAUCUUUUGUCCAGUUUAAGAACAGAAUUGUGGGUUUCCCAAUUGUGCAUCAAGUUGAGUUAAGCAAGAGAAAUGUUAAUAUAGAGAAAAGGUCAAAGCUUUUGAACCUCAAUAAAAAAAAAUCAGUUAUUGUC
Solea solea (common sole) is the source of this 1634-nucleotide messenger RNA. RefSeq names its product poly(A) binding protein interacting protein 2B (gene paip2b). Gene Ontology annotation, molecular function: mRNA regulatory element binding translation repressor activity. Gene Ontology annotation, cellular component: cytoplasm. Gene Ontology annotation, biological process: negative regulation of translational initiation. The transcript is spliced from 4 exons. The record is from RefSeq and is a predicted model, not a curated record. NCBI's taxonomy places the organism in Eukaryota, Metazoa, Chordata, Actinopteri, Pleuronectiformes, Soleidae. Bases 226 to 621 code for a protein of 131 amino acids.